UUCCUCACAACACCCACGUCGGACAGGACCUCCCAAUCGAGAUGGAAAUGAUCUUCAAGGUGGUUGCGAUCUGCGCGCUGGUGGCGUGCUGCAGAGCAGGGGCGGCACCGGGGCAGCUGACGCAGGCGUACGUUGCGCCCUUCAGCGGGGGCGGCGGCGGGGGCGGCGGCGGCUACGCAGACUACGAUGACGGCGGACACAGCGGCGCCUACGAACCGCCCAAGCCUUACGAGUUCGGGUACGCGGUGCGUGACUACAGCACGGGCAACGACUACACGCGCCGCGAGGCCAGCGACGGCAACACCGUACAUGGCGAGUACCGCGUCGCGCUCCCCGACGGCCGCAUACAGGUGGUGAGCUACACGGCGGACUGGCAGAACGGCUACCAGGCGCGCGUGCGCUACGAGGGCGCCGCGUCGCACCCUGACGUGGGCGGCGGCGUGGGCGGCGGCGCGGGCGGCGACUACUACUCGGGCAGCGGCUUCCAGCAGCAGCAGCAGCCGCAGCCUCCGGUCUACGGGCCGCCCUCGCAGGGACACUUCUGACCGUGAGGCGCCCGCGUCUCGCGCACGCCCCGGCCUCUCGUCUGCGCCAUGGCACAGCGCCCACCCCGACCUGCUGACUACCUGCUGGCUUCCUCGCAGACCCGCGAGCAGUAAUAACUACGUCACAGCCACCGGCCUAACCGGCUCAACGUUACGCUUCCUCUUUCGCACCUCUGAUAUUGCCAUUACUCAUCAUCAUCUUCUCCGCCUCACUGUUUGGUCACCAUAUACUCAAAUAUAGAUUCUACCGUACGUCAGCUCGCGAAGAAAUUGUUAAAAAAAAUGACGGCCCCUCCUUGUCAAAAUAACCGCAAUACUCUUCCUACUCCCGAGUUUUUUUUUUAUAGUUCAUAGCUCGCUUUCUAUUUGAAAGAAGCGUCAAAGAUGUUAGUUUCUUUCUUUAGUUACAUCCUGUCCUGUAACCAAUAUGCUGAGUGAAAAUAUUUUUCCUACAGUACAUUCACCACUAUCAGUUAAUACCAGGGCUGUUCGGAAACUAAUAUCUUAUAGGUCGCGAAAUGGAAACCACUGUGGACAUCAAAAUUUAUUUGCAUGAGUUAGCUACACCUUCCAGCUACUUCUCUACAUAGUCGCCGCCUCUUUGAUUUAGACAUUUCUCAUAGCAUUAUACCAACUUUCCAACAUACUCGGCAUAAAAGGCGGCUUACUGUGCUUUCCGUCAAUUCUCUCGCUGGUCUACAGCUCAUUAUCAGUGCCAAACUGUCGUCUUCGUAGUGAUUCUGUGAGCGGUAGUGAAACUCAGGAGGAGCCAGUCAUGGGCUGCAUUGUGGGUGAUCAAACUCUUCCCAUCGAAAACGCUGUAGCAUAAGCUUCAUUUCCGCUGCAGGGUGCGGCCGAGAAUUAUCAUAAAGAAGAAAACACAUGACAGUUAUGUUUUGUGGGUUGCAUGACAUGAGACGAAAAGUCUCACCAGGCUCCCAUACUUGGCGGUGUUCUAGGCAUCUUUGUGUGCUCACUGGACGCUCAGAACGGAAAAAAGCAACAUGAAGCUAUCGACGGGCAUAGUAGAGACACUGCCCACCACAUCUGUGUAACGAUUCAACGGAUUUUCACUAUGUUUACCAUUUCGCGCCCGAUCCGGCCUUAAUUUCCAAAUAGCUCUCGUAUUUGAACGAAAGAUGCUAACAGCUACAAUUACGGCGAAUAACCCACGAACCUCUUCGAACCAUGUAAUGCUUUUCAGCUGUCUAAUCUUACAGAUUAUUAAUGGAACUGUUGUUUCACUUGCUCGAAAUAUCGCGAAUUUUUCACAAAAGCGAUAUAAUUUCCCGCCUACAUGGUUCUUUCUCCCUUCGAUACGCCACUUUCGUUCCAGAUUUGUCCCCUUUAGUGUUUGGUUUACCCGAAGUUUAUAAUAGUAUUUCGACUUCAACUUAAUGUACCAAAAUUUCCCACAAUGAAGUUACCGUAUUUAUAAAUCGUCGAUAAUUGGUAUGGACGUUCGAAGGUUACUAACAACGUGGAACAUAUUUGGAAUUUGUUGCCCACAUUCAACUUCUAAUGUCUGCUCUAGCCGACAGUAUAGUGAUUCUUUUCUUAGGUUCUACAGGGAGUAGUACCUCAGAAUGUUCAGCGUAAACCAAGGGUUACAAAAUUUGUUGAGGCAUCUCAGCCUUUUCGAAAAGUCUUUGUUAAGAGAUAUGGCGAUUACUCCACAUACAGCAGAAGGCGAGCUUUCCGCAACGGGACGUCCUCUACGGCGCGUGAGACGCGGAAGUAAAAAGGCGGCGUGGCGCAGAGGCCUCCUGACACAAUGAAGCGAAAGACAAUUACUGUGGGGCCCCGGGCGGAGACCUGAGGUAACGAGGGUCGCGGGGUUUGUGGAGCAGCCGCUCGAAAGUGCAUCCACUGCUCGCGGGAGCCGACGAGGAAGUAACAAAGAAAUGCGGGUUGCUCAUACAGCCCCUAGCAGGUACUAUACGCUGUGCUGUCGUGUAGACAAAAUACAACACUUCUGUCUCGAAAGAAGAGUGUCUUUCAGACUCUAGAAUACGAUCUCGUAAUUUCAUGCACUCAUCUGCUUCACCGUAUCAUUUCACACUUGAGAAUAAGAUAGGUAAAUUCUGAGCACACGUGCCGCCACAGAUCAGCAUCAUUUCAGGUGCGAUCGAAAAAAGAAAUAAUUUAGAAAAAAGGCUAUUCGGAACUCAGGUGACUUUUGUGCACAAUGAAACACAUUCCUCUCAUAACAUUCAAACAUUUUCGUAUGUUUUAUUGUAGUUUAGUUUAGUAUGAGUUAAGUAGCUAACUUACUUAAAAUCUGGAUAAGAAACGAUAUUUUAUUCUUUUAAAAAAGAGGUGCACAAACAUCUUCUGUAUGAAAUCAAGUUUCUUCCAAACGCAGUUUAACGUGCGAAAAUUGUUGUUUUAUUUUUCAUUGGUUGCUGCUCUUUCCGUAAAAGUUUCACUUGAACUUUUUAUGUGUAUUAGUAUUAUGGAUGAGCUCCCAAACAAAUGGAUAUGCAGUAUUUCUCUACGUCUCUAGUAAUACAACUGCUUGCUCUACUACUGCAUCUCAACAGACUGAUGAUCAUAAACUGUCUUUAUGUGCACCAAAAGUCGGCAGUUCGCGUUUGCUAAAAGAGUGCGAAUAGGGUUCCAGGAAAUGUCUGUCAAUUUUCUACGCCCUUCACAUUCUUUAGGUGCGAUUAGCAAACCGAUAUUAAUCUACAGUUUGCCUGCGACUCGAUUACUCUUACUGAUCCUGGAGUACAAGCAUAUACGUUCUUGAAGUGGAAAACACCUACUCCAUACUAAAUCCUCAGCAGUUUCCCUUCACAGUGACUGUUUUUGGUUCGUAUCGUCCCGAAACACAGUCUGGCCUUAUAUCAUCAUGCAUCUUGACCCCUGCGACUUUUUUGUACGGACCUCCAGACAACAAUAUUUUUGCAUACACAUUGCUCUUUCUUUUUAUAUUUUGUCAUAUAUAAUGAUUUUAUAUAAAACAUUUUUAAGAAAAUAUAUACAGACAUAAAUAAAAAUAUUUUUU
Molecule: messenger RNA, 3555 nt
Organism: Schistocerca gregaria
Lineage: Eukaryota; Metazoa; Arthropoda; Insecta; Orthoptera; Acrididae
Product: pro-resilin-like
Exons: 4
Coding region: 42-545 (167 amino acids)
Cellular component (GO): extracellular matrix
Source: RefSeq, a predicted model, not a curated record